GAUAACGUCACCGUCAUCAGGAUCUGUGGAUUAUUACAAUGUGACGUUUACUGACGCGGACGGACAAAGUGAGACACGGAGUACACCAAACAAUGAUACGUCAUAUACAGUAGAUAAUCUCACAGCGGGACACGGAUAUACCUUCUCAGUGGUGUCCGUGUAUCAGGGUCUGACCAGUACAUCGUCUACAGAUGUAUCAACGUCCACAGUGCCGGCUACCCCAGAAAUGAGCGGACAUUCGACGACAAACAACACAAUAACAGUUACUUUAACAUCCAAUGGAGGUGUUGAUGGGUACAUCGCCAGUGAAUAUUGUGUCAGUAGUGAUGACAUCCGUCAUAGUGUUAGUACGAACACGACAGCCGUAACAAUAACUGGUCUCAGUCCGGGUACCACCUGUGACCUUACUGUGGUCGCUGUGUUUACUGGACUCAACAGCUCUGUCGCGCACUUCUCAGGUCUUAGCGUCAGUGAAUCAGGUCCCGGUCCAGUCGGAACUCUAGCCGCCCAAUCAUUGUCCUACACAGCUAUUAGUGUGACGUGGAACAAACCAUCACAGCCAGCUGGUGUCAUCACACAGUACAGUGUCUAUGUCACGGAUCACGAGGGGAGAUGUGUACAACAUGUACAGCUGUGUACGACCCUACUGUACGGCUACACGGCCACCCCGGACGUGUGACAUUACCCGGAGUAAGACAUUCACCGACGACCAGACAGAUUUUAAUGAGAUCAUUGAUGGUUUGUUGGCGUAUACACGGUACACGUUCACUGUGUACGCCUACACUGUCGCCGGACAGGGGGCCGAAUUAUCCACGGCAUCCUACACCAGCC
Messenger RNA from Pecten maximus, 831 nucleotides. Its product is annotated as receptor-type tyrosine-protein phosphatase H-like. Gene Ontology annotation, molecular function: protein binding. Bases 227 to 679 code for a protein of 150 amino acids. The transcript is spliced from 4 exons. Lineage: Eukaryota; Metazoa; Mollusca; Bivalvia; Pectinida; Pectinidae. The record is from RefSeq and is a predicted model, not a curated record.